Aphanomyces astaci is the source of this 1273-nucleotide messenger RNA. RefSeq lists its product as hypothetical. The coding region runs from base 33 to 1205 and encodes 390 amino acids. Gene Ontology annotation, biological process: tRNA aminoacylation; regulation of translational fidelity. NCBI's taxonomy places the organism in Eukaryota, Oomycota, Saprolegniomycetes, Saprolegniales, Verrucalvaceae. Gene Ontology annotation, molecular function: aminoacyl-tRNA ligase activity; ATP binding; Ser-tRNA(Ala) deacylase activity. The record is from RefSeq and is a predicted model, not a curated record. The transcript is spliced from 3 exons.
CAAAUUGUCCGGAUAACAUCCCAUUUUGCAUAAUGGCCACAGCGACCGCAACAUUGGGUCGUUUGGCGUGCCAGAAGAACUCAUUCCUUCAAGAACUGUCCGCCAAAGUCGUAUCAUGUGUGAAAGCGGCCAGCACCAACGAAUAUGACAUUGUCUUUGACGACAGCGUUUUGUUCCCCGAAGGCGGGGGGCAGCCUGGAGACGUCGGCACCUUGCAUCGUUCGACCGACGACCAAGCGAUUCCUGUCACGAAGACCUUUACGCACGAAGGAAACUGCGUGCUUCGCACUGACCGAGAGCUUCAAGUUGGCGAUGAAUUGCUCAUGCGAGUGGAUUGGCCGCGCCGGUUGGACCACAUGCAACAGCAUUCCGCGCAGCACUUGAUCUCUGCCAUUGCGAAGCGAACUCUCGACCUCAACACGACCACGUGGUCUCUCGGACUCACACGGUGCAACGUCGAGUUCGACUCCCCCACUAUUACCCCACCGCAGCUUGGUGCGUUGGAAUCCGCGGUCAACGACGCCAUCGCUGCUGCCCGGCCCGUAACCGCACAUUACGCGGACGAAUCCUCCGACAUCCGAGAGGUCGUGAUCGACGGCCUUGACAACAAUCCAUGCUGUGGAACGCACGUUGAGCACACGGGUCAACUUCAGGCCGUCAAGUUUUUGCACUCUGAAGUGGCGCGGGGCGGCACUCGGCUUUGGUUUCUCGCCGGGCGUCGGGUGUUGUCUGAAUUCGGCCUCAUGUUUGACCGAGAACGGGCCGCAACCAAGCUAUGGAGCUGUCCACCUGACGAGCACAUCGAUCGCCUUGUGAAACUACUGCAACAGCAGUCUGUCGCCGCCAAGGAGAUCAAAGCGGCGCGGUUGGAACUGGCGGGGCUGGUCGCAUCGCAGCUGGCCUCGUCGAAUGGGUCGGCGGUGCUGCAUCGCGACGACGCCGACGCCGCCUUCCUCUCUGCCGUGUCCGCUGCCUUCCACGCCAUCGAGUCCAAUAAGGACAAGCUCCUCUUUGUCACAGGAGGCACGACAACCGACGGGUGCUUCCUCCUCACCGGGCCCCCCGCCAUCGUGACGACCCAUGGAAAGGCGGUGGCGACGCUGCUGGAGGGUAAGGGCGGCGGCCGUCCAGGGGUAUACCAAGGCAAGGGAAAGAACAUGGCAAAUGUACCCGCCGCGCAAGCGCUCGUUCUCGACCGAUCUUGAGACCUGUUAGAUGGUCUGAAACAACCAACCACGUUAAUAGUACGAUAUGUCGUGCUUUGUGUAGUGGA